UUUAGACGGACAGGCUUCUAACAGGGAAGGAAGUGCUGACACUCACAAGAUUGAACCUUUUCUGAUAUAGCUCAUAUUUAUAAUAUAUCUCUUCAACAAUGGAGGAAAUGUCCUACUGUUCUUUCUCCGGAGGAGAGAUUUACAAAGAUCACUUUCAGCCUGGUAUAUAUGUGUGUUCAGAUUGUGGAUACGAGCUGUUCUCAAGUGUGUCCAAGUUUGAUCACUCCUCUCCCUGGCCAGCUUUCUCUGAAACCAUUCAUGAAGACAGUGUGGCCAGAUAUCCAGAGGCUUGGGGGCCUAUAAAGGUUUGCUGUGGGAAAUGUGGGAAUGGACUAGGUCAUGAGUUCCUUCAUGAUGGACCAAAGGAGGGACUAUCACGCUUUUGA
This is a messenger RNA of Osmerus eperlanus (European smelt), 386 nucleotides long. Its product is annotated as methionine-R-sulfoxide reductase B1-A-like. The transcript is spliced from 3 exons. Bases 99 to 386 code for a protein of 95 amino acids. The record is from RefSeq and is a predicted model, not a curated record. Gene Ontology annotation, biological process: protein repair. NCBI's taxonomy places the organism in Eukaryota, Metazoa, Chordata, Actinopteri, Osmeriformes, Osmeridae. Gene Ontology annotation, molecular function: L-methionine (R)-S-oxide reductase activity; peptide-methionine (R)-S-oxide reductase activity. Gene Ontology annotation, cellular component: nucleus.